Teleopsis dalmanni is the source of this 1134-nucleotide messenger RNA. RefSeq names its product breast cancer metastasis-suppressor 1-like protein (gene Brms1). The record is from RefSeq and is a predicted model, not a curated record. The transcript has 3 exons. The coding region runs from base 180 to 884 and encodes 234 amino acids. Gene Ontology annotation, molecular function: histone deacetylase binding. Lineage: Eukaryota; Metazoa; Arthropoda; Insecta; Diptera; Diopsidae. Gene Ontology annotation, cellular component: Sin3-type complex. Gene Ontology annotation, biological process: negative regulation of transcription by RNA polymerase II.
AUAUGACAGAAAUGUCGCUUAAUCAACAACAUCGCCAAAUAGAAGGAGUCUGCAAUUUACUAUAACUCAAAGUUUUUUAAAGAAAACCUGUGCUGCAGUCGUGUUCCCCGCUUAAAAACGAUAGUUUUAAUAAUAUAUAAUUAAUUAAUUUCAUAGUUGGAUCAAUAUUUUAUACAAGAAUGCCUGUUAAAAAUGACGGUGAAUCUGAUGAAGCCUUAUCCGCUGAAUCUGAGCAUUCCAGCCACGGUGGACAUGAAUCUAGUGGAGAUGACGAAGAAGCUAACGAAUCUGACGAUUCCUCUGAAAUGGAUAUGUCUGAAAUAGAGCGGCGACGUGCGGAAAGUUUAUCGGUUAUAGCGAAUCUGGAGUGCCAAUUUCAAACUUUACGUGAACAAUACUAUUUGGAACGCAUUAAGCAACUUGAGCAGCAGUUGAAUGCGGUGCGUAAUGGCACCUCUGAAGAAUAUUUGCAGCCACUCAAUGAGUUGGAGAAAGUGCUUCACAAUCGGGUUGAAGUGGCGGACGUACAACGAAAGUUGAGAUUAGAAAACAUUGAACAUAAAUAUCAUUCAGAAUUACAAGCAGCACAACAAAAUUUUGAGAGUGAAAAAAAAUUGGCAUAUGAUCAAAUACAUGAUGACCUAAUGGAUAAAAUACGACGUUUAGAAGAAGAUCGCCAUAAUGUAGAUAUAUCUUGGGCAGAUUGGGGUACCGAUAAACGUACCAGUAAAGUACGCGGUCCAGGGCGUAAAAAAGCAGUUACUGUUACUGGACCGUAUAUUGUAUACAUGCUGCAUGAGGAAGAUAUAAUCGAAGACUGGACGGCAAUUCGUAAGGCAACAAAGCGUUCUCAAGCUACAGCUGCGGCUACCGCAGCCACAUGAUUGUUACUGUAAUAAUGACUACCAAACUGAGCUUCCAGCAAUGUACAACAGUAAUAUUUAGCUGCGAAAUUACUAACGCAUCUUACUGACACACUUAAAUAAAGUGUGCCGUGAAGCAGACUUAUACUUCAACUUAGUUUUAUAAGAUGUAAAUUUAAAUAGCAAUAAUGCCCGCACACCAGUUCUUAAUAAAUUAAUCAUUGUACCAUUUAAUUAAACAAAAUACAUUAAAAAAGCAAAUUUUUCAAAA